Molecule: messenger RNA, 420 nt
Organism: Closterium sp. NIES-65
Lineage: Eukaryota; Viridiplantae; Streptophyta; Zygnematophyceae; Desmidiales; Closteriaceae
Source: the annotation of a GenBank genome assembly
AUGGGGAGUAAGAGGAGGGGUUCUGUGAGACCCUUUACAGGCAUUCCCCUUGGUGCUGUGGUGAUCAAUCUGUCAGAUGAUGAGGGAGAGGCUGGGAAGGGUGUAUGCGAUGAGAGUGGGAGAGAGGAGGUCGAAGUGACGGGAGACACAGAGGGUGAGAAGUUAGUGGAGGAGGAGAAAGAAAUGGGAGAAGUGGAGACAGCGGAGGAGGAGCAAAUGGAGGAGAACGAAGAGGAAGAAGUGGAGAUAGACGAUGAGGGGGAGCAGGAGGAGGAGAAAGAAGAGGGGGAAGUGGAGGCAGAGGAGGAGGAGGAGGAGGAGGAGGAGGAGGAGCAAGAGGAGAAGGAAGAGGGGGAAGUGGAGACAGACGAGGAGGAGCAGGAGGAGGAGGAAGAUGGAGACGUGGAUAUACUAUUAUAA